This is a messenger RNA of Theobroma umbraticum, 1311 nucleotides long. The record is from RefSeq and is a predicted model, not a curated record. Lineage: Eukaryota; Viridiplantae; Streptophyta; Magnoliopsida; Malvales; Malvaceae.
AUGAAAUGCACCCCAAAAGCCAGGACUUUCCAACCACGCAACCAUCAGCAAAUAAUACAAGAGAGGACAAAAGGUUUAUGUCAGACCAAAGCUUGCCAAAGGAUUGAAAUGAAGAGAAAUGAAGAUGAUGGUGAAAGGUUCAUAACAUUCUCUGAACGAAAAUCAGGUUUAAAGAAAGCUAACGAGCUGCAGGUCACUUUAAGUGGAGAUGGAAUUGGCAUACUGGUGUUUUCUCCAACUGGAAAGCCCUUCUCUUAUGGCCAUCCGUCCAUUGAAUCCAUUACAAAUAGGCGCCUGCGCCAUAGGAGUUUGCUUAGAGGUGUAUAUGAGAUUAAGAUUAGAGCUUCUGCUUUGUCCUUGCCUUCAACAAAUCCUGCUCAAGCAACAAAUCCAUUUGCAAGUUACAGGCAUGAAUACUUCUGAAAUGAAGAUGACCAUAAGAGAAAUUGCAACAUUUUUGUGAACAAAGUACUUGGCUCUGGCAAGAAAACUAGGGGCAGGCAAAAGAUUGAGAUGAAGAAGAUCGAAAAUGGGGAUGACAGGUUGAUCACAUUCUCAAAACGCAGAUCAGGGAUCUACAAGAAAGCAAGUGAGCUAGCUACUUUGUGUGGUGCUGAGAUUGCUUUUAUAGUUUUCUCACCAGCAGGUAAGCCCUUUUCAUAUGGUCACCCCUCUGUUGAAUCUGUUGUUAACCGCUAUCUUAACCAAAACCCCCCUCCAAAUGACAACACUCACCCUCUUGUGGAGGCUCACCGAAAGCUCAGAAUCAAUACUCUAGCCCAGCAGCACAAUGAGCUCGUUACCCAGCUGGAUGCAGAGAAAGAGAGAGGAAAGAAGCUCGACCAGCUGACCAGCGGGAAAGAAACUAAAGGCUGGUGGGAAGCUCCCAUUGAUCAACUUAACCAGCAGGAGCUUGAAAAACUGUAUUCAUCUUUUGCGGAGCUUCGCACCAGUCUCCAUAGCAAGAUGAAAGAGAAGAGUGCUGAAGCCACUUCGUCACAGCUUGCUCUAAUGAAUCCUGCUCAGCUGACCACUCCAUUUCCUUCCAAUCCAUUCCCUACCAAUCUAAAUGAGCAAGUUCCUGCUCAGCUGACCACUCCAUUUCCUACAAUUCCGUUCCCUACCAAUCUAAAUGAGCAAGUUCCUGCUCAGCUGACCACUCCAUUUCCUACCAAUCCGUUCCCUACCAAUCUAAAUGAGCAAGUUCCUGCUCAGCUGACCACUCCAUUUCCUACCAAUCCGUUCCCUACCAAUCUAAAUGAGCAAGUUCCUGGUUUCUUUCCUCCUGGCUUCGGCCCUGGUCGCCAGUAG